AUGACCGAGACAUUCGCAUUCCAGGCUGAGAUUAAUCAGCUAAUGUCUCUCAUAAUUAAUACCUUCUAUUCCAACAAGGAAAUUUUCCUGCGUGAAUUGAUCAGCAACUCGUCCGAUGCGUGCGACAAGAUCCGCUACCAGAGCCUGACGAACCAGGCGGUGCUGGGUGACGAGUCCCACCUUCGUAUCCGCGUGAUCCCCGACAAGGCAAACAAGACGCUGACGGUGGAGGAUACCGGUAUUGGCAUGACGAAGGCGGAGCUUGUGAACAAUCUGGGCACGAUCGCGCGGUCCGGCACAAAGGCCUUCAUGGAGGCGCUGGAGGCCGGUGGUGACAUGAGCAUGAUUGGCCAGUUCGGUGUUGGUUUCUACUCGGCGUACCUUGUGGCUGACCGCGUGACGGUUGUGUCGAAGAACAACGACGACGAGGCGUACACGUGGGAAUCGUCUGCUGGCGGCACUUUCACCGUGACGCCGACGCCGGACUGUGACCUGAAGCGCGGCACCCGCAUUGUUUUGCACCUGAAGGAGGACCAGCAGGAGUACCUGGAGGAGCGCCGUCUGAAGGAUCUCAUCAAGAAGCACUCGGAGUUCAUCGGUUAUGACAUUGAGCUGAUGGUGGAGAAGGCGACGGAGAAGGAGGUGACCGACGAGGAUGAGGACGAGGCGGCUGCGGCGAAGAAUGAGGAGGGUGAGGAGCCGAAGGUGGAGGAGGUGAAGGACGACGCGGAGGAGGGGGAGAAGAAGAAGAAGACGAAGAAGGUCAAGGAGGUGACGCAGGAGUUUGUGGUGCAGAACAAGCACAAGCCUCUCUGGACGCGCGACCCGAAGGAUGUGACGAAGGAGGAGUACGCCGCCUUCUACAAGGCCAUCUCGAACGACUGGGAGGAGCCGCUGUCGA
Messenger RNA from Trypanosoma cruzi, 901 nucleotides. RefSeq names its product heat shock protein 83, putative. Lineage: Eukaryota; Euglenozoa; Kinetoplastea; Trypanosomatida; Trypanosomatidae. The record is from RefSeq and is a predicted model, not a curated record. Gene Ontology annotation, biological process: cellular response to heat; protein folding; protein stabilization. Gene Ontology annotation, cellular component: cytosol; plasma membrane; protein-containing complex. The annotation marks the transcript as partial. The transcript has a single exon. Gene Ontology annotation, molecular function: ATP binding; ATP-dependent protein folding chaperone; ATP hydrolysis activity.